Molecule: messenger RNA, 1017 nt
Organism: Ictalurus punctatus (channel catfish)
Lineage: Eukaryota; Metazoa; Chordata; Actinopteri; Siluriformes; Ictaluridae
Gene: tm4sf21a
Product: transmembrane 4 L six family member 21a
Exons: 5
Coding region: 189-761 (190 amino acids)
Cellular component (GO): membrane
Source: RefSeq, a predicted model, not a curated record
CACACACACACACACACAGGCCCAUCCCUCUUUAUUCACUCCAUCCACAUGCUCCAACAGACAAACAGGAGUAGAUAAGGCCGGGCAACACAGAGGAACCUUUGUCUCGGAUCUUCUCUGCACUUUAUCGUCCACUCCACCGAUCCUGAUUCUGCUUCUUCACAUUCUGUAAUCUGUGGUUUUACAGCAUGUGUACAGGAAAGUGUUCUCGUUUCGUGGCCGGGGCGCUGUACCCGCUCGCCCUCAUCUCCAUCAUCUGCAACAUCAUCCUGUUUUUCCCCGACUGGAAGGUGACAUACGCCAAGGAGGGACACUUAACCGAGGAGGUGAAAUACAUGGGUGGACUGGUCGGAGGAGGACUCAUGGUUAUAGCUCCAGCUCUGUUUAUUCAUGUCACUGGAAAGCAAGGAUGCUGUGCUAACCGCUGUGGGAUGUUCCUGUCCAUCUUGUUUGCAGCAGUAGGAGUGUGUGGCGCCCUCUACAGUUUCGUAGUGGCCAUGUUAGGGCUGAUUAACGGGCCGUACUGCAAAAUGUUAUUAUUUUGGGGGACUCCAUUUAAAAACAGAUCAGAGAGUUACCUGCAGCAGCCUGAUAUGUGGAGUUUGUGUAGUGAGCCGAAGGGUGUGGUGGAGUUUAACAUCGGACUGUUCUCCACUCUGCUCGUCUGCAGCAGUCUGCAGCUCAUCCUGUGUGCAUCGCAGAUGAUCAACGGCCUCAUGGGCUGCAUCUGUGGAGCCUGCGUCGAUAAAGGGCCUCUGUAAGUGCACACGCCACCCCGAGAGCCCUAACCAGUUAAUGAUUAAUGAUCUAACCUGACUGUAAAGUAUUAAUGUGUUAAAAAAUCAAAGUUCAAUCUAACAGCGAGUGUAAUAAAAACAUUAAUCAAUAUGACACACAAAUGUAAUUGAUUUAUUUCCUGAAUUUAAAAAAAAAAAAAAAAACAUUUUUAUUGUUGAUGGGUGAACGUGUUAUCCAUGAGGAUAAAUAAUAAACCUGUUUAUAUUCUGAUGUUUUUAA